AUGAACGAAUCUGCCGAAAAAGAUGGUGUAAAGAAUGGAUCAGAUGAACCUGCUGUCACGAAUAAUCAAUCAGAUGAUAAAACUAAUGACAUUACAGCAGCAGAUGAUAAUCGAACGCAGGGCGAUAGUACAUCGCCACCCGACCAAAAGACUCAAGUGACACCGGGUGAGAAUGAUAGUACCAAGGAUCCAGUUCAUACUAUCCUCGAACAGCCCAAACUAUCGCCAGAAGAGAGACAACGGAAGCAUCGAGAAUUAAUAGAAAAGCAGAAAGAAGCUAGACGACGGGCUGAGGCUCUUAGAGCUCCAUUUGACAAAGUGGCGAGACCAUCUGACGAAUCGAAUGGCAAUACAGAUAACACUAAUACGACACCACCAACAAAUGAAGCUACUUCUAUCCCGACCGCCAACUCUUUUAUUACACAGACAAUUCCCCAACAACCGAGAGAACAACUGAUCCAAAUAGGACUUGCUUUUUUAAAUAAUCCAAAUGUGCGAAAUAUGCCAAUGUCGAAGAAAACAAAGACUUUAAAGGCGAAAGGUUUGACUGAUGAAGAAAUUGAAAUUGCUAUAGGAAGAGUCGAGAAAGAGAACGCAGCUACAAGAGUACCACCGAGACUCGUAAUUGUCUUGUUCAUCACUGGUUCGUUCGCGUCUGGGCUAGCAUACGUUGUUAAGAAAUAUGUGGUCCCAUCAAUGACAAGUAUACUUUCAGCCAGACAAGAACUCUACGCACAUCAACUAGACUUAAUUACAAAACUCAAUUCCAAACUUACUUCUAUAUCGUCGCCAAUAUCACUAAACUCGAGCAAACAAACACUCUCAAUUUCAUCUCCGAGUUCUUUGAAUUUGACCCCUGUUUCAACAACUCUCACUUCGAUCACGUCUGCUCUUUCAUCCUAUCACACUUGCGCUGCCUCUCUCGACGGAAUAGACGGUCUUCAUGCUUCGUUAACAGCAUUUGCAAAGUAUGUAUCCCUAGGCGUAUACUCGUAUACUCCAUAUGGUGAUAGAGAGAAAGAGACUCCAGUUUUAAAGGUAAAAGAUGAGAUUAGAAGUUUAAAAGGAAUGUUGAUCAACACAAGAAACUUCCCCAGAGUGCCUUUUGUGCGCGGAGGAGGAUCCAGUUGGGUUGCAGUUAAUGAUAGUGGAGAUGUAAACGAGAGCAAAGAGGAGGAGGCAAGUGAAAGUUAA
Molecule: messenger RNA, 1194 nt
Organism: Paraglomus brasilianum
Lineage: Eukaryota; Fungi; Glomeromycota; Glomeromycetes; Paraglomerales; Paraglomeraceae
Source: the annotation of a GenBank genome assembly